GGCUGUUCCGCCUUGCUCCCAGGCUGCAUGCCCCCGCCCCUCUGCGUAACCUGGCGUCACUCGUCACGUGACGUCUGGCAGUGCUGCGAGGGGUAGGCGGUGGGUGUCGCUCCCGCUGCCACGGUCUGCGCAGGGAUGAUUUCCGCCGAAUGAAGCUCACUGAGGCGUGAUGGCGAGGGCCUAGGGGAAGGCGCAGACAGGCCCGGACGCCGCCUGUAGCUGCCCUCGGCCUCCCGGCCUCUGCGCGCUUUCCUGCGCCGUUGCUAGGCAGCCGCCUCUGGGCGCGGGAGGCAGGGCGGGCUAAUGCGGAAAGGUACGGGUGCCGGGGAGGGGCUGUGAUUGCGGAGGGUCCGGGUGUCUGGCAGAGGGCUAUGGAGCAGUACUGCAUCCUGGGCCGCAUUGGGGAGGGCGCGCACGGCAUCGUCUUCAAGGCCAAGCACGUGGAGACUGGAGAGAUCGUUGCCCUCAAGAAGGUGGCCCUGCGGCGGCUGGAGGAUGGCAUCCCCAGCCAGGCCCUGCGGGAGAUCAAGGCCUUGCAGGAGAUCGAGGACAGUCAGUAUGUGGUACAGCUGAAGGCCGUGUUCCCGCAUGGCGCAGGCUUCGUGCUGGCCUUCGAGUUCAUGCUGUCAGAUCUGGCUGAGGUGGUGCGCCACGCCCAGAGGCCGCUGGCCCAGGCGCAGGUCAAGAGCUACCUGCAGAUGCUGCUCAAGGGGGUCGCCUUCUGCCAUGCCAACAACAUUGUGCAUCGAGACCUGAAACCAGCCAACCUGCUUAUCAGUGCCUCGGGCCAGCUCAAGAUAGCGGACUUUGGCCUUGCCCGGGUCUUUUCCCCAGAUGGCAGCCGUCUCUACACGCACCAGGUGGCCACCAGGUGGUACCGAGCCCCUGAGCUCCUGUAUGGUGCCCGCCAGUAUGAUCAGGGUGUCGACCUGUGGGCUGUGGGCUGCAUCCUGGGGGAGCUGUUGAACGGGUCCCCCCUUUUCCCAGGGGAGAAUGACAUUGAACAGCUUUGCUGUGUGCUUCGAAUCUUGGGCACCCCCAGUCCUCAAAUCUGGCCGGAGAUCAAGGACCUGCCUGACUACAACAAGAUCUCCUUCAAGGAGCAGGCUCCCGUGCCCCUGGAGGAGGUGCUGCCCGAUGCCUCUCCCCAGGCCUUGGACCUGCUGGGGCAUUUCCUCCUCUACCCUCCACGCCAGCGCAUUGCAGCCUCCCAGGCCCUCCUGCACCAGUACUUCUUCACAGCUCCCCUGCCUGCCCACCCCUCGGAGCUGCCGAUUCCUCAGCGCCCAGGGGGACCUGCCCUCAAGGCCCCCCCAGGACCCCCCCACAUCCAUGACUUCCACGUGGACCGGCCUCUCGAGGAGUCGCUGUUGAACCCAGAGCUGAUUCGGCCCUUCAUCCUGGAGGGCUGAGACGUUGGGCCAGGCCCCACCGGCGUGUCCCCCCCUUCCCUCCCCAGGACAAGCCAGGCCUCUUGUUCUUCUGCUCUGGCCUGAUUCGACCACAGUGGUCCUGCUCCUGGCCAGGCCAUCCAGCCUCAGCAGAGGGGACCCUCGGCCUGUGCUGUCGGCCUCCCAUCUGUGUGCUGGUAACAGAUCCAUCAGAAGGAGGCAGUGAGUUCCGCUGUCAUGCCUGCCAUGGGGCUGGUUCUCUAGUUGCUGCCUUCCUGGUCAGGGUCAGUCCUGGUAGAGCCAUUUGGGGGAGCGCUGAGUUUAGGAUGUCCUCAUGUCGGAAAUCCAAGUGGGAAGGAAAGUUUGGGUUGAUUUUGUUCUCAGAGACAUUAAACACUAGUUCACUUUUGAGAUUUAUUAUAAAACCCCCCGGUAGUUCUACGUGAUGUAUGCCCCUCUUCCUUUCCAGUUGAGGGAAGUGGCUGAGGUAGCAUCAUCCCCUGGCCCUUGCUUUCUCUGUGGUCAAUGGGAAAGUGGCCCCAUUCAUGGCUACUUUACUCUUGGGGGAUUGCUAGGUGCUUCAUGUGACAGAGCUCCCUUUUGGAGGUGAGUUGGCAGAAAUCAGGACCCAGGAAUGGCUCAAGUUGGGGACCCAAUAAGUGACCCUCCACACCUUAAGCUGGUUUACCAACAUCACCCUCAGGAUACGGGUGAGCCUGGACCACAUGGGCCUCCUCUUUACUCAGAGAUACUGGGCAAAUAAGAAGACAGACAUUCCUGGAACUCAUUUGUUAAUUCAGUAAAUCCCAAUACAAUCUGAA
Molecule: messenger RNA, 2212 nt
Organism: Orcinus orca (killer whale)
Lineage: Eukaryota; Metazoa; Chordata; Mammalia; Artiodactyla; Delphinidae
Gene: CDK20
Product: cyclin dependent kinase 20
Exons: 8
Coding region: 372-1412 (346 amino acids)
Biological process (GO): protein phosphorylation
Cellular component (GO): nucleus
Molecular function (GO): cyclin-dependent protein serine/threonine kinase activity; ATP binding
Source: RefSeq, a predicted model, not a curated record